Molecule: messenger RNA, 5722 nt
Organism: Eriocheir sinensis (Chinese mitten crab)
Lineage: Eukaryota; Metazoa; Arthropoda; Malacostraca; Decapoda; Varunidae
Gene: Tmf
Product: TATA element modulatory factor-like
Exons: 26
Coding region: 179-4870 (1563 amino acids)
Cellular component (GO): endoplasmic reticulum; Golgi apparatus
Source: RefSeq, a predicted model, not a curated record
GUAAAACUAGACUCCAUGGUGGAAAUCCAAUAGGGAGUGAACGAAAGGGUUGGAGGGUGGCUGUGUUUGGCAUUGGAGGUCCGCCGCGGGGAGUAAGCGCCGCGCUGCCUGCGUGUCACCAGCUGAGGGAGCCACACAGCCCCGCCUCUUGGGAUGUGCCGCCAGGGGAAGCGACACUAUGAGCUGGUUUGAUGCUGCCGGAUUCACCUCCCUUGCCAAGUCCGCCCUCAAGGAAGCCCAGCGCACGAUCGACAAGGCUCUCGACAUAGAAGAGAAUGAGGAGAAUAUUCUACCACCGUCAACUCUGCCUGUCUCCCCUCCCGCCCCGCCCUCUAAAGGACUCCAAGAAAAGCUGAAGGAUGAGUCGGAGAGCUUCUUUGCCUCAUUUGGUCUGGACAAAAAAAAGUCCCCUCUCACACCUGCUAAUUCACCCAUCGACUCAUCAUCAACAGCAGCAGCAGCAGCAGCAGCAGCAGCCUCGACCGCAAAAGAUGGCGGGAAAGCUGCGGCGGCAAACAUGGUGGGCAGCCUGUGGGGGUCUUUCACGGGGUCCUUCUUCGAGAACACCGACGGGAGCAAACAGUCGCCGCGCCGCGAGGGAGCAGCACAAGGGAGCCCUGAGAAGUCUAUCGUGGCCACCCAGCCCCCUCGCAGCAGCACCAGCCUCCCCACCCUACAGUUGGCCGGCAGCCCCGUGUCCACCCAGCCCCGCACCGCCAGCCUGGACGAAUGCCCCUCACAGCCCAAGGUAUUAAGGUUAGAGACGAAGCACGAGGGAAGCGAAGGAGCGGUGGAGACAAGUAGUGCUGGCGAUGGUAGUGGUGGUGGCAGCGGAGGGGGUGAGGGAGGCACAGGAGGGGUGGAGGGGGAGUGGGGCUGGGGUUGGGAGAGCGGCCUCAUGGUCAUGUCCUCGGAUCACCCACACCACUUGGAAGGCGCCUUCACUGGUGGGUCAGGAGAGCUGGAGGGGCGAGAGGACAGCCUAGUGGACGACACCAUUGACGAGGAAGGCUUCGCCAAGAGCCGACUGGUGGUGGGCAGCGUGGAGAGCGACAUGGGCGGCUUCUUGCGGCAGGAGAGUCAGGGCUCCCUCUCUGGACGGUCCGUUGAUCUGGACGUCCCGGUGGCAAUCUCUGAGGACAUAUUCCACGAGGAGCAUGACCGAGAGACACGCCUUGAAGUAGUCAGUGGUCAGGAGAGCGAGUGCCUAGGCCAGCAGGAGGCAGACAGUCCGAGGAGUGUGUUAAGCGUGGCCGAAUCCUGUGAUAGGAGAACUAGUGUGUCGUGUGCAAACUCCGAGGCUCACACCCCAGACAGUAUAGUGGUGCUCACGUCGGAAAGCAACUCCCCCGAUGAAGCCGUGUGCAGCACCUCAGUGACAGCGGAGAAGAUGAAGCACAUGGUCACGUGUGGGCCCCUGAAGCCUAGUCCCAUCAGCUCCCCAGACUCCAUUGAGGUCCUCGGUUCCUCCAGCCUUCUGACGUCACCUUCAUCCAUUGAGGUGUUGACCGAUGCCUCCUCGAGUGACUCCUCCCCCUCACACCUGGACUCCUGCAACAACACCCUCGUUCAGGACCUCAGCCCCACCGCCAACAUCAUCCACACACAGCCGACGCUACACAGAAUCUCCGGCAGCGACGUACACACACUACAGCCAUCCAUAGACCAACACACGCCCCAGCACAAACCAACACCUCUACCAGAGCACCCUAACACCACGCCACCAGAUGCAGCUGUUAUGAAGCCUCCCAUUCCGAAAGACACAGAGACCACUUUGCCCACUAACACCACAGAGAAGCCAGACUCACACCCCACUAAGCAGGAGGUUGAUGUUACUGAUGUGAGAGUUACAGAAAGCUCCAGUACUGUCAAGGAUGUGAACACACCCUCCAAGAUAUCACUGAGUACCCAUAAGUCAUCAGAGGGGACUAGUUCAUCUCAAGGUGCUGUUUCCGCUCUCAUGGACUGUGCUCUUCCGAAGGUCCCCAGGCAGGCAACCAUGCAAGAUUCCGAGACGAGUAACACCACCCAACCCAGCCAUAUAGAUGCCCAGCCUACCGCCACCCCCACCACCAUCACCGCCACCUCCAGCACAGAGGAACAUUCAGUAGAGGAAGCGGAUGUCAGCAUGCCAUCCACCACUGCCCUGGAUGUGUCAGUGGAGAGUGGAGGGAGCUCGGACACCAUCACCGCCUCGAUAGACUCCACGCAGACGAGCUGGAGUGUGUCACGGGCAGGAGAACCAGAGGUGCCAGAGGAACCCCCCAUGGAACCCCCUGGGGAGUGUGACAUGCAGGAGAGCAGCACCAGUGGCUCGGGCGGCUCAGUGGUGCGCAGCCUGCUGGAGGAGGCCAUGGGGGAUGAGGAGGCUGUCAGCGGGGCAUCCUCCUCCCCUCCUGAGAGAGAACACUCGCCCUCCUCCUCGGAAAGGUCCGAGGCGCUCAAGGUUGGCUCUGGACACACCUCCGGCCACAGUUCAGGGGAUGAGGUCGAAACCACCACCUCCUCUGACAUUGAGGUCAUCUCCAGUCCCAGUCUUGACGGCAGCGUGGCGGCGUCCAGAGGCUCCACAGCGACCUCGCGGGUGUGGGGCACAACUCAGCGCGGCCUGCGGACCUUCAUCAAUGACCGCUCCGAGUCGUCUGCCUCGGACUCAUCCAGCAACCACAAAAAGAUGGGCGGUGAAAAAGUGGAGACGGUAUCCUCCUCCAUGACCACCAGCUUUACCAGUAUUAGUGAGUCUGAGGGGGAGUUUAGUUUGGGCCCCGCCAGCAUGACCCUUGACCCCGCCUGCAUCAGCCAAGUCCUGCAGGGCCAGUCCGAUUUUAUGAAAGGCCAUCGCAGGAACCAGUCCAAUUUCUCCGAGACAAGUGAAAGUUCUUCUGAAAACCAUUCCUCAGAGAUGGACAAACUAAUUAAGAAAAUAGCCCAGCUGACGGAGGUUCUGGAGGCGAGGGAGAGCAAGGUGCUGGAGCUGAGCCAGGUCAACGCUGCUCUCCAGGACACCAACUUGCGGCUCAAGACGCGUGUGGAGGACCUUGAGGGUGGCAGUGGCAUGGAGGCAACAGAGUCCCUGCGAGAGGAGUUCACACAGCGCCUCGUGACCAUGGAGAGGAAGUUCCAGCAGGCUUUGAGGGAGAAGGAGAACACCAAGAAGCUGCUGGAGGAAGCAAGAGCGGAGGCAGCAACCAGACUGAGCUCGGCGGACGUAGCGAGGGACCAGGAGGAGAGGGACACUGUGAUCCGGGAGCUGAGGGAGGAAGGGGAGAAGCUCAGCAAACAGCAGCUCAACUAUUCCAACAUCAUCAAGAAGCUGCGUGCCAAGGAGAAGGAGAAUGAGAGCACCAUCAAGACUCAGAAAGACAAACUAGAGGAGCAGUCCAGGGAGCUGGAGAGGCUAAGGAGGCAGCUGUCGGCCAAGGAGGAGGUGGAGCGGCGGCAGAUCGAUGCCGUGUGUCAGCUGAACGCCACCAACCAGCGGCUGGAGCAGACCAUGAAGGACGUUGGGGCUGAAAACGCCGAGCUGGAGGGGAAGAUGUCGGUGCUAAAGAGUGCACUGGAAACUGCCUAUAAGGAGAUGGCGGAGCUGAAGAGGGAGGUGGCCACACGUGAUGCGCAGGCCCAGGAACAGGCGCUGAGUGCAGAGGUGGGUGUGCAGAAGCGACUGGAGGCCACGCUAGCGGAGGCGCAGGAUCAGGCGAGGCGCGAGCGGAGUGCCCUCAUGGCCCAGGUGGUGGAGCUGCAGGAGACACUCAGCCAGUCAGAGUCUCAGGCCAACAGGAAGGAACGUCAGCUGCGUGCCGACAUUUCCGAGUUGCAGCAGCGGGUGGCGGAAGCCGAGGCACGGGCCGAGGAGCUGUCAGGGUCCGUGAGUGCUGCCACACGUCCGCUGCUGCGCCAGAUGGAGAACCUUCAGGCUACCCACUCCUCGCAGCAAGCCUCGUGGGAGUCCCUUGAGCUGAGCCUCACGCAGCGCCUUAAUGAAACACUGUCAGCCGCCGCUGCGAGUGCCGAGAAGGAGAGAGCCACCAGGGAGCAGUACGCUGAGGUGGCGGCCAAUGCUGCGGCUCUGCAAACACAGGUAACGAAUCUGCGAACCGAGAAUGCGAGACUUUCUUCGGAACUGAACAUCAUCACAUCUAAGCUGGAGGCCUUGUCAGAAUCACGUAUCAAAGAAAGCAUCCAGAUUGAGGCUUUGAAAACGUCAUUUGCGGAAGAAAUCUCGGAAGUGAAGAGAGAACGCGACAGUCUGGAGCAGCAGCUGGAGAUGGAAAAGACAGCGGUGACAGCCGAGAAGAAAAAGACGCUAGCCUUGCAGGACCAGCUCAAGGACAGGGAACGCAAGCUGGCCCAGAUGGCAGUCCAGGGAGCUGCCGAGAGUCAUGCCAGCACCCCCAGGUCCUCCCCGACUCCUUCCCUCUCCAGGCUCUCCAUCAGCGGGUCCAUGUCAGAGUCCUUCAGCGGAUCUCAGUGGGGGGAAGAAGUGUUCGAAUCUGGUUGGUCACGAGGAACGUCUCUGUACGACUCCAUGCGUACAAACUCUACAGCCACCGUGGAUGCUCUCACCUCACAGCUGCGGCAGAGGGAAGGGGAGGUGCACCAUCUACACAGUGAGAUCACCAGGCACGAGACGCAGAGGGAGUCAUUGGCGCAGGAGUUGGUGUCCAUUACUAGUCAAGUGGAGGAGCUUCAGGGGCAGGUUCGGGACUACCAGGCUCUGAAGGACCAGUACGCUGACAUGGAGCAGAAGUACAACGCCCUUCUCCAGAUGUACGGAGAGAAAGUGGAGGAGGUGGAGGAGCUCCGACUCGACCUGGCGGAUGUCAAGGAAAUGUACAAAGCUCAGAUUGACCAGCUUCUCAAGAAAUGAUUGAUCAGCUCCUUCAGUCAUGACAUAGGACGUAUAUGGGUGUGAGGUUAAAAAGGUAUAUUUAGGACAUGUUGGUGAGCUCAGACAGGACUCAAAGGUUGUUAAGAGAUGGAUGUGAACUCAAAAAGGUUCUGAAGAUGUGAAGGAAACAGUGGAGAAUACAAGCAGUUAUUCAAGAGUUCUAAAGAGAUGGAUGUAAACUCUAAAAGGUCCAAAAGGUAUGAAGGAAACAGUGGAGACUUCAAGCAGGUAUUUGGAGGUAUAAGAGAUGAAUUUGAGCGCAGAAACGUCCUGAAGAGUUCUAUAAAUAUAUCCAUGCCAUUUUUUCCUUUUCAAAUGGCAGGGUAUCUUUGCACCCCAUUGCUCAACGACAGGAUGGAUGACUUAGUGUUACUUGAGUGUGCUACCAACAGGCUGUGUGAGGAAGAGCACCUAAACUUGUGCGUGCCAUGAAACUUGCAUAAAUGUAACGGUUUGGGUUGUCCCGAAGCAAUGAAAACAGUGAUGUGUAUAUAUGUAUCGAAAUAAAGUUGUGCACAGUUGAAUUAUAUAUUUUCGUAUAGUCUGUGAAUUGAAUAUUUAUUUGUUUUAUAUGUACCUAUAUGUCAAGCCUUUUUUUUCCUCGUGGAUUUAUAUAAUGCUCCAGUGUUGAAUAUAUUUGUAAUUUUUCUAUAUAUAUAUAUUUGCACUGUAAUGUUUUUUAUUAUGUAAUGUUGAAUUCUUUGUUACACAGUUCAGGAUUAUUUUUCCUUUUUACAGCCUUGCUAGUUAUUGUGCAGCCACAGAUUUCUUUAUUUGAAGCCCAAAGAUAUAUUAACGAUGUAAACAUAUAUAUAAAGGCUUUAUAAUGAU